This is a messenger RNA of Mytilinidion resinicola, 678 nucleotides long. Its product is annotated as dynein light chain type 1. The coding region runs from base 39 to 317 and encodes 92 amino acids. The transcript has 7 exons. Lineage: Eukaryota; Fungi; Ascomycota; Dothideomycetes; Mytilinidiales; Mytilinidiaceae. Gene Ontology annotation, biological process: microtubule-based process; cilium assembly. Gene Ontology annotation, cellular component: cytoplasmic dynein complex. The record is from RefSeq and is a predicted model, not a curated record. Gene Ontology annotation, molecular function: dynein light intermediate chain binding; dynein intermediate chain binding.
CGUCGCUGUCUAUCAAAUCUGCCCCGCGGUCUGCCAAUAUGGAUUCCAAGGAGAAGCCUGAAGCGCAAAUCAAGUCUGCGGACAUGAGCGAAGAAAUGCAGCAGGAAGCCGUCGAAGUUGCCCAAGAAGCCAUGGAAAAGUACAACAUCGAGAAGGAUAUUGCGCAGUACAUCAAGAAGGAGUUCGAUAGCCGCAAGGGUGCCACCUGGCAUUGUAUCGUGGGGAGGAACUUUGGAAGCUUCGUCACACAUGAAACGAAGCACUUCAUUUACUUCUACCUGGGCCACUGUGCCAUUCUGCUCUUCAAGACGCAGUAGAGGCGGCGUUCGGCGUUCAAAAAGCGGUCGACGGGCUGUCGCACGGACGAAUUACGAUAUGGGAGACGACCUGACGCUGCACAUGGGACAACGGCAUCACGAGCCCGACGAGCCACUACGACUGGUUGAUGAUGGUAAUGAGCGUCGACGAAGCUAGGGUUACUUGGCAAUACCAUUAUACUCCACUUCUCUCUGCGAUAUCACUCUCGAUUCACGGGCGCUUACAGUUGGACUUCAUGUUGGGAUAUGGUUGGAAAGCGUUAUGGCAGAAAUUGCACUAUUUGUUCCACACGUGAGCGACUACUAGGACUGUAAUUAGCACCUAAUAAUUGGAGUCGUACAUCACAUUACAAAGGUACCG